GGAACCAUCAGGCCAUCGGGCGCGGGGGAGGGCAUGUUGAGUGAGCAAGAGAAGGGUCAGGACCAGGACCGCAGGCGCCCCCGUGGAAGCGUGGCAACUGGCAGGCCAUGCACUGGCGCGGCCCGAACGAGCUCUGUUCGGGUAGAGGAGGCCCCAGUAGGGGCUGGCGGCUUGCACGGAAUUGCACCCCCCUUUUUAGUGGACUCUGCUGUAGGCCUGCGGAUCCCGCCAAAGCCCAUUCUCGGACCCUUGUUUUAGCCUUUUGUCACCCGUGUGGUCUGGGGAUUUAGUACUGGGUAUUGCCAGACAGGAUCUCGGACCGUGUUCAGGGACCGGACGUCUCCGGGUGGAGAUUCUGCCCUUCGCCAACUCUGCCACCCCAGGCCUCUUGGGAUCACGCUCUUUGGGCCCUGGACCCCAUGGCUGAUAGGAAACUGGUGGUGGUUUUUGGAGCCACAGGUGCACAAGGUGGCUCUGUGGCACGUGCAUUGCUAGAAGAUGGGACAUUCAGGGUUCGAGUGGUAACAAGAAACCCUGAGCAGGGGGCAGCCAAAGAGCUGAAGCAGCAAGGUGCUGAGGUAGUGCAAGGAGACCAGGACGAUGCAGCUAGCAUGGAGCUGGCCUUGGCUGGAGCUCAUGCCACCUUCAUUGUGACCAAUUACUGGGAGACAUGCAGCAAGGACCGAGAAGUGCAGCAGGGCAAGCUUCUAGCCGAUCUAUCCAAACGCUUGGGCCUCCAUUAUGUAGUGUACAGUGGCCUGGAGAAUAUCAGGAAGCUGACGGCUGGGAAGCUGGCCGCAGGACACUUUGAUGGCAAAGGGGAGGUGGAGGAAUACUUCCGAGACAUUGGUGUUCCCAUGACCAGUGUGCGGCUGCCUUGCUAUUUCGAGAACCUCCUUUCCUAUUUCCUGCCCCAGAAAGCUGCCGAUGGAAAGAGCUUCUUGCUGGAUUUGCCCAUGGGUGACGUCCCCAUGGAUGGAAUGUCUGUGAGUGACCUGGGCCCCGUGGUGCUCAGCUUGCUGAAGAAGCCGGAAGAGUACGUAGGGCAGAACAUCGGGCUCAGCACCUGCCGGCACACCGCAGAGGAGUAUGCUGCCUUGCUUAGCAAGCACACUGGCAAGACGGUACAUCGUGCCAAGACAACUCCUGAGGAGUAUGAGAAGCUUGGUUUCCAGGGGGCACAAGACUUGGCCAACAUGUUCCGUUUCUAUGCCCAGAAACCUGAUCGGAACAUUCAUCUGACCCUGCGGCUCAACCCCAAAGCCCAGACGCUGGACCAGUGGCUGGAGCAGCACAAAGGGGACUUUGCACAACUGUGAUCUCGAAGCACUCGUGGGGACAACAAGCACAACACUCUUUCUUGUAUACAGUUCUGUGUUUGGAGUUUUUUUGUUUUUGUUUUUUUUUUCCUCCCAAAUAAAACCAUUGUUAUC
Mus pahari (shrew mouse) is the source of this 1433-nucleotide messenger RNA. It is a transcript of the gene Nmral1, whose product is annotated as NmrA like redox sensor 1. The coding region runs from base 420 to 1319 and encodes 299 amino acids. The transcript is spliced from 5 exons. Lineage: Eukaryota; Metazoa; Chordata; Mammalia; Rodentia; Muridae. The record is from RefSeq and is a predicted model, not a curated record.